AUGGUAAGUGAAAUAUAAUAAACAAUACCUAUUAUUUAAUUGCUGUUUACAGCUAGAGCAGAUUAUAUAUUCUUUAUACAUGAUUUAAAAGAAUGGUGUAAGUCAUCGAAUGCUUACAGCAAUUAAAAAUACUUUCGAAUACAUGAAAAAGCUUUAUAGUAAAACCAAUACAUUCCUCGCUAUGCUCAAAAUCCUAAAAAGAAAAAAUUGAAUUCUGAUGGGCUGUGAAAGCAAUGAAGAAAAAUGUGGUAUGUCCAGAUGGAGUACCAAUGAAAAUGUGGAAAGUAUUAGAGAAGUUGGAUAUAAGAUAUUUGUUCAAGAUAGUGUUAGUAAAAGAGAAAAUGAUAGACAGGCUGAGAAAAUUUUUUGCAAUUUUUAUUUUAAAAUUAAGUUUAUUAAGCAUCUGGAUUACUUAAAUACAUAUUUAUUUGAAGAAUAAUGACACGAAGACCUAAAAUUAAUUAUUUUCAUGAUAGAAAAGAACAUUGGCUGCACAUCUAACUAACUCCUAAGGAAGCAGUGAAGGACACAUUAAUAAUUUUAUAAGGUGUUGCUUUUUGAACAUGAUGAUUUUUAAAUGGGCGGGAGGUAAACGUGUGGUAAUUUUAGAGGAAUACAAUUGAUGUGUUGUAGUAUGAAGAUUUGGGAAAAUAUGGUUGAAAAGAGAAUUAGAAGUUAAACAUAAAUAUCUUAGAACUUGUUUGAUUUUAUGCCUGAUAAAUUGACAAUAGAACCAGUGUUUUAUGCGAGACAGAUUGUAGGAAAGUAUAGAAAGAAUGAAAAAAAUCCUAUGUAUGCAUUAAUAAAUUUAAAGAAGGCUUAUGACUAAGUGCCAAGAAAUAUUUAGAUGUAAGGCACUAAUGAGUAAUGAGGAAAAAUGUUAUAAUUGUAUAUUGGUUUGAUAGAGGAUAUGUAUAAAUAUAAUAAUCAAGGCAGGGAUUGCUUUGGAUUUACAGAGAUUAUACAAAAAUAAAAGGUUGGAGGAAUAUAACUGAAAGUGUACAGUGGUUGAUGUAAAAUUGUGAAACAACAUUUCUUAGCAGUGUGGUUAGCGUUUUAUUAUAUUAGAUCUAAAGAUAUAAAUUAAAUAAUUGGUUUUUUCUGUUUACUGCGAAGGUUUCUUUAAAUCCAGUACGUAUUUUGAAACAUCAAGCUGAAGAAGACAAAGGUGAAAAUGCCCGUUUGUCCAGUUUCAUUGGCGCCAUUGCUAUUGGUGAUUUGGUUAAAAGCACAUUAGGCCCAAAAGGAAUGGACAAGAUACUUAUAUCACAAGGCCGUGGUGGAAUGGAUACAAAAGUUGAAGUCACUAACGACGGUGCAACAAUAUUGAAAAAUAUUGGUGUUGACAACCCAGCCGCCAAGAUAUUAGUUGACAUGUCUAAAGUUCAAGAUGGUGAGGUCGGUGAUGGUACAACAUCAGUAACCGUCCUUGGUAAUAUAUUCUAUUUCAUUCUAACAAUCAUGUACAUAAUUAAUCCUUGUAGAUAAUAAACUCUUUUUUGUACGAGUAGAUAGUGGAAUGAGUGAUUUAGAUGAACAUAGGACUUAUAAUGAAAUCUUAAUAGAAAAUAACUGCAAUUAAAUUUAUUGUUUUGACUUACAGAAUGUUACCCCUAUGUAUUUUUCAAAUUAUGUGUACCUCUAAAAUUAUAAAAUCCCUAAAUAUACUUGGAAAAUAUUAGUUAAGUUUUUAGACUUAUUAUUUGACGCUGUAAACAUUUUGUCAAUUAAUUCCAAUAUAUCGAGGAGGAUUUUAAAACUAAUUCUAUUGUACUUAGGCAAUUAUCUAAUUAUUAUAAGGUAUUUGUUUUAUACUUCUAUAUUAUUUUAUUAGCUGCUGAAUUGUUACGUGAAGCUGAAAAACUAGUUGAUCAAAAAAUUCAUCCCCAAGUUAUUGUAUCUGGAUGGAGAAAAGCAACAAAAAUUGCAUAUGAUGCUUUACAAACUGCUUCAAAAAACAAUAGUGAAAAUGAUGCUAAAUUUCGAGAAGAUUUAUUGAAUAUUGCACGUACAACAUUAAGCUCUAAAAUAUUAUCUCAACACAAAGAACAUUUUGCCAAAUUGUCUGUUGAUGCAAUUUUGCGUCUAAGAGGUUCUGGUAAUCUUUCAGCCAUACAAAUUAUUAAGCUUAAAGGUGGUUGUUUAGAAGACUCAUUUUUAGAUGAAGGUACCUAUAUAUAAAUCUAUUUAUUACAAUUUCUUAAUUAAAAAUAAUAAUUACAUUAUUAUAAUUAUAAUAGGUUUUCUUCUUGAUAAAAAAGUUGGUCAACAUCAACCAAAACGCAUAGAAAAUGCUCGUAUUCUGAUAGCAAAUACACCUAUGGACACGGAUAAAAUUAAAGUAUUUGGAUCUCGUAUUAAAGUUGAUUCUAUGGCAAAGGUGGCAGAACUUGAGUUAGCAGAAAAAGAAAAAAUGAAAGAUAAAGUUGGAAAAAUACUUGCUCAUGAUUGCAAUGUUUUUAUAAACAGGUAUUUUUAAUAUAUUCAACUUAUGUUUUCUACUGGAAAUAUUACUCUAAUCCAAAAAUGGCAAGAGCUCGAUUUUGUUCCUUUUAACACAUAACCGCUGAUAGAGAAAGUUGUUAUUUGAUAGCUUAAAUAUUUUUCAUUAUUUUAAAUUUUUACGGCUAGUUGGUGACCAAAAAAAUUAAACAAUUUUAAUAAUUGAACAAAACUGAAAAAUACUUAGAAAUGACAGAAAAAUUAAAGAAAAUAAUUCUUUUAUUAUUUUUAAUGUAAUUCAGUUUAAAAUGUUGACAGAAAACUUGUAUUCACUUUUUCUAGACCUGAUAAAAUAUUCAGAACAUUUGAACUAUUUUUGAGCUAACAAGUGAUCCAUUUAAGUGGGUACACUCAUUAUCUCUAAAAAGUAUUAUCUUUUUUUGGAAUUUUUUUUCUAAAAUAUUUAAGAAAAGGGCAGCUCUAUAAUUUUAUAUUUAUGUUAUUUUAUAUCACCUUUGUUCUUUAUAUUUGGGGGUAAUUCCACUAUUUACCUUUGAUUUUUAUAUGGCAACCAAUAUUUAAAAGUCCAUAAAUAGCUGGAGUAUUAGUUAAAAUAAAUUUUUAGUGUUAAAAUUUUGAUUUCUAUCAAGCCGUUGACGAAAGAUAUUCCACUAUUAAGUUUGGGUUGAAAGAGAGGUAUAGUUGGACAUCAUUAACACGUGCGGCACACUGCCCACACAAAUGAUACUCAUUAUUCAAUUACAAAGAGUAAUAAAGACAUAAUUUUUUCAAAAUACAACAUCUUUUGGGUAUGAUCAUUGAGUUAUUUAUAGACAUUUGACUUUUUUGUAGUUUUAUGUGAAUAAAAUUGUUUUGGCUAACUAACAGAAAUGGUGGUACAUUUAAUAGAUUAUAAGUUGGUAUUUAGUGGUUUAAAAAAAAAAAAAUUAUAACUUUUCUAUAUAUGUUUUAAUUUCAAAUUUUAAAGAAAAUAAUAAAUUUUUCGAGAUUUCAAAAUAUGUUUAUCUGAACUUUGCUCAGAAUUAUAUUUAGUUGGUAAUAAUUUGCACGCAGACAUUAAUUAAAUAACAUACUGUAUCUUAUCUCCCUUACUUCCCUCCUAUGGCAGUAUUCAUUCCUUUUCUAUUGGUGUUGAUCAAAAAUAUUGUAUAUGUUUCAUAUUUUUUUAGAUGCGUUUUAUUUUAUAUACUUACUGUAUUGUGUAAUAUUUAUUUUAAAUGCAUUAUCUAUUAAUUUUCAUUUUAUGAAUUAAAAAUACAUUUUUUUCCAGACAAUUGAUUUACAAUUACCCAGAACAACUUUUUGCUGAUUCUGGAAUUAUGGCUAUUGAACAUGCCGAUUUUGAUGGUAUUGAACGUCUGGCUCUUGUUACCGGUGGUGAGAUAUUGUCAACAUUUGAUUCUCCUGCUGUGGCCAAGUUGGGAACAUGCAAACUUAUUGAAGAAACAAUGAUUGGCGAAAGCACUCUAUUACGCUUCUCUGGUGUGGCUCUUGGUGAAGCAUGUACCAUUAUUAUACGUGGUGCCACUGAACAAAUCAUUGAUGAAGCUGAUCGUUCUUUGCAUGACGCAUUAUGUGUAUUAUCUUCCACUGUUAAAGAGCCAACCAUUGUAUAUGGUGGUGGUUGCAGCGAGAUGCUUAUGGCUAAUGCUGUUAGUAGUGUAGCUGCCAAAACAGCUGGAAAGGAGGCAGUAGCCAUGGAGGCUUUUGCACGAGCUUUACAAUCUUUGCCUACCACUAUUGCUGAUAAUGCUGGUUUGGAUUCUGCACAGCUAAUUAGUGAAUUAAAAGCAGCUCAUGCUCUCGGCAAAACUACAAUGGGUCUUGGUUAGUAGGCUUUUAUAUUUUUAAUUUCGUUUUUUAUUAAUUAAAUAUUUUCAUUUCAGAUAUGGAUAAAGGCAUUUUAGGAUGUAUGAAAGAUAAUGGAAUUACUGAAUCUUUUGUUGUAAAAAGGCAAGUACUUUUGUCUGCUUCUGAGGCUGCUGAAAUGAUUUUACGUGUUGAUUGUAUCAUUAAAGCUGCACCAAGACAACGAGUUGAAGAUCGUGGUCACUGCUAA
Messenger RNA from Cinara cedri, 4522 nucleotides. The record is from the annotation of a GenBank genome assembly. Lineage: Eukaryota; Metazoa; Arthropoda; Insecta; Hemiptera; Aphididae.